This is a messenger RNA of Penaeus indicus, 2617 nucleotides long. RefSeq lists its product as uncharacterized. The record is from RefSeq and is a predicted model, not a curated record. The transcript is spliced from 6 exons. NCBI's taxonomy places the organism in Eukaryota, Metazoa, Arthropoda, Malacostraca, Decapoda, Penaeidae. Bases 120 to 1313 code for a protein of 397 amino acids.
UUGUGAAGGAAUGAGGGACGUUUUGUAUAUUUCAGUGUCUUUCGUGUUGUGCAUCACUGUAUCGUAUAUAUGCUUUACUGCUACAUACAUUGUGAGGUGUAUGAACAUCCUUGUUGGAAAUGGGAAAGCUUCAAUAUGCUUCGCUCGUGGGGACAGCAGCGUUCUUGAUAGUGACAUUAGCGUGGAUGAGAAGAUAUCAGUCUACCAUGCUGUCACGCACGCCCAUUGGAUACGCGGAAUCCCAAGCACUUCGGCUAAAUAACACACUGAGUGUUUUUCCCUACCCGACUCUCACGAAAGAAUGUUUUUUAUAUAAUAAUUUAUCCGUAGAGAAUAUAUGCUGCCAGAUGCACGACUUCCACAAGUUACCCGAUAUUUUACAAUGCGCUGAAGAUACUUCUAAAUACUUACGUGCCAUGCAAAGUAAGAGCGUGACAAAGCGGAUCCACAAGAAAUCAUCAGGAGGCACAGCAAAAGCCGCCCCAUCGAGCAGCAACCCUGUCGAGCAGCAGCCUACCGUCAACUGGGCAUUCAUCGGGGACUCCCACACCCGCUACAUAUUCUGCGCCAUCUACAGCCGGAUGAGGAGCAAAGAUUUUCAGUGUCGUAUUCGAAACUAUAAAGGAAAGUGGAAAAGUCUGGAUCACCUGCUCAACGUGCUACCAACGUGUACGUACAAGGGCGGCAAAAUCGAAAUUCGUCACGUGAAGCUGCCUUUUGUUUUAACCUUCUACCGAGACGUUUACCUGACGGAGAUAACUAAGCUGGCUGCGAUGUGGGAUGCAAAUGAGCAUCUAAGGCCUACUUUCAUCGUAAUGAAUACAGGCAAUCACUGGAUGCGCCGUCUGGAGUCCAAAUAUGUUAAGAGCGGCGUGCAGGUGGCAGGGAAAGUUUUCGAAAAUCACUUGCGAAAGAUAACGCCGGUCCUCAGAAGACUUGCUAACAAAACCACCGUUGUCUUUAAGAUGCAAGAUGAUCUUCAGACUGUGCAUCACAACGUGUCCAAAGUAGUAUCUUUUAGCACCGCAAACAUCCAGCUUUAUAACAACAUCUUCAGGAGGGUCUUGGCAGAUACUGGUGUUUUACUAUGGGACAGCACUUUACCAGUGUCUUUGGCGUACAGCCUAGAGUGCAUGAAAAACCCAAGGCACAUACCUGAAACUCUGUGGUGGAUGUGUAACGACAGAACCCACGUGGGUUACAUCCUGCUACACCAAUACGCUGACAUGGUUCUCAAUGUUGCCUGUAACAAAUACAUGGUUUCGGAACAAAAUGUGUGCCAUCACAAGGAAUCCGUGAACUUGUUACAAUAACAAUUGUAAACAUUAAGUAUGUAUUUUAAUAUUAGUAUUUCUUUGCUUUGUUUAUAAAUAACUGAUCUUAAUCAUUCAUAAACUAAAGUUUUUUAUUUCCCUUAGAAUUGUUCACCUUAUGAAAAGACAUACAGAAACAAAUAAAAGGCUUAAAAAUUAAGUAGAACUUCAUUCAUAUCUACAAACAUGCACACACACACACACACACACACACACACACACACACACACACACACACACACACACACACACACACACACGCACGCACGCACGCACGCACGCACACACACACACUGUGAGAUUCAACAUCUGGACCUGACCUCCCCCCAGCUGGCCUGACCUGACCUCCAUCUGACCUCCCGAGAAGGGCUACCCCCCGGGGCAGGGCAAAAAGGGAAAAGUGACCACCAUUCCUAGGCCCUGGGGGCCCGCUGCAGGGAGCCACACCCUGGGCAGGCAAAGAGAGGCCACGCCCACGUGAAGGUCGGGCAUUGGCAGUUUCUUUAGCCACGCCUCUGUAGCUCCGCCCCUGGCUUCCAAUCACCGCUACUUAUUCUCCAAGGAGGACCCUGUCAAGAAGCCUCCAGGCUAGUACAGUGGUAACGUGUCGGCCUCUCAUCCGAGGGGUCGGUGGUUCGCGCCCCGCCCAGGCGCGAGAAGUUGCAAUUGUCGCUUGGAGGUUACUGCUGUGGUGGGUAAGGACUAAGCUCUGCCGAGUCAGCACCAGCUGACACACUAUUAGCCAGUCGACGUAAGUCGGCACAGGCCGGGCUCCCCCAUAGCCCGGGCGAGGCUCAGCUUCGCAUAUCGGACUUAUCCUUAUCCUUGUCAAGCAGAGUGUGACUGGCGAGGUCAAGAGGUCACAACAGCCCGCUGGGCCUGUCAACGUGGAGGUGGGCUGGCCGGUGACCCCAAGUGACCAGCCAUAACCCAAGUGUCAUAUCUUGUGUUUAUUCUCUGUGUGCUAGCUCUAUCAAUAAAAGAGUUUUAAGCCACUAAGCUUUUACUGCUUCCCUGUCACCAAUGUUUAAGAGGUCCUUCAAUAACUCUUACACACACACACACACACACACACACACACACACACACACACACACUGUGAGAUUCAACAUCUGGACUGACCUCCUCCCAGGUGGCCUACGCCCUGGGCGCCGCUGACCUGACCUGACCUGACCUCCCCAAGAAAUAGGACUCCAGAAGGGCUAACUUUUGACCAUUCCCAGGCCCUAGGGGCCAGCUGCAGGGAGCCACACCCUGGGCAGGAAAUAGGGAGGCCACGCCCACGCGAAGGUCGGGCAUUGGCA